AUGCCCGACCUGAUCCACGUGGCCGGUGCAAGUGCCUUGCCUGGCCCUGUCCUCGCAGCUCCAGCCCCCAGCCUGUCCACCGGCCCCACCUUUUGCAAUGUCCUUGAAACUCCCGCCCCCGUGGUCGCUCAGCAGCGAAUCCCGCCUGCCCGUCAUGCGGGACCCUCCUCCAUGCCACCGCAAAACAACAUCCCCGAGCCGGGCAUCAUGGCCAUGGUCCCAAGCCACACUCCUAGUCGCUCUUCCCAUGAACUUGAAGACGUGGCUCGUCUUGCCCUGCUCAAAGAGCAGCUAGCCGCGGUCCCCACCGACGAUAUGCUCACCGGUGUGGCCAUGCUCAUGGAUCAGCUGGCUCUCAGCACUCAAGCCAAUCCCUUUAUUCCUACAAAGUUUGAUGCACCGGCCCCACUCAACGCCCCCCUGAGUGUCUUUAUCAGCCAGAUUGUCAACUACCGCCUUUGCUCCCGCGAAUGCACUGUUUUGGCUCUGGUAUACGGACAACGCCUCUUGCAGCGUUACCCUUCGCUGGUCAUUGACAGCCGCAACGUACAUCGCAUCUUCCUCAUCGCCAUUAUGCUGGCCUCCAAGUUGAUUGAUGAUCGCUAUUGUCGCAACACGUACUAUGCUGCCGUGGGUGGUCUCACCGUGGCCGAUCUGAAUCGCCUCGAGAUGGAGUUUUGCUUUCUCAUGGGAUUUGACCUUUGUGUCUCUCUGGAUGAGUUUCGCGAGGUCUGUCAGACUUUUAUGUGGCGCCUGCAGCAACAUCAGCUUGUCAAUUGCCGCAUUCCCCGGGAAGUUCCCGGCGGUAUCCCAUCACCCCCGGGUCUCGACUUGCUCGGUGCUACCACGACCGGUGAUUAUGUCCCGUGUCCCAUGCCGGUACCCCUCAAGACUAUGGCCUCUUCCUUGCAACCCUCGGGCUGGGGCAAUCUUCUCGUGGAUGAUGCUGGCUACCCACAGACAGAUGUCGACAGCUCCCGUCAGCAUUUUCCCCUUUACCAACCACACCCACUCCAGCAAGUUCAGCAACAGCCACAACAGCCUCAACAGCCACAACAACAAUCAUUGCUUGUACCCUUGAUGGGACACGUUUUGGCGCGCUCGUCCUGCACGUGGCCCACACCUGCGUUGAUGCGCGACCCAUACGGUGGUGCCCCGCGCAUGGCCGUUGUCGGCGCUUCGGCCGUACCCCCUUUGCUGGCAACUGCACCGGGAUCAGUGGCCCGCAUUCCUCCUUCCAGUGUGUCUUUGCACCAAGCCUGGGUUCCGGUCAACGGCUGGCACGUUGCCCCACAAGCCAUGGUGGGCUGUCCCUUGCCAACGGCCUAA
This is a messenger RNA of Monosiga brevicollis MX1, 1329 nucleotides long. RefSeq lists its product as uncharacterized. Gene Ontology annotation, biological process: regulation of cyclin-dependent protein serine/threonine kinase activity. The record is from RefSeq and is a predicted model, not a curated record. Gene Ontology annotation, cellular component: cyclin-dependent protein kinase holoenzyme complex; nucleus. Gene Ontology annotation, molecular function: cyclin-dependent protein serine/threonine kinase regulator activity; protein kinase binding. Bases 1 to 1329 code for a protein of 442 amino acids. The transcript has a single exon. Lineage: Eukaryota; Choanoflagellata; Craspedida; Salpingoecidae.